Messenger RNA from Arabis nemorensis, 1284 nucleotides. NCBI's taxonomy places the organism in Eukaryota, Viridiplantae, Streptophyta, Magnoliopsida, Brassicales, Brassicaceae. The record is from the annotation of a GenBank genome assembly.
AUGGACCAAACCGAUUCAGCAGAAGCUUACCAUCCUAAGCGAAUCAAGCCAUGGUUCGUAGCGAUUCGACCGAUCCGUUACAUGCUCCGAGAACAGAGACUCGUCUUCGUCCUCGUCGGCAUUGCAAUCGCCACAUUAGGUUUCACAAUCUUCUCUCGAUCCUCCAACGAACCAAUCCCUUACGCGGAUCCACUUUCCGGUUACGGAAUGAGAUCGGAAUCCUCAUAUAUCCCGGCGAUUCAAGCCCAGAGGAAACCUAGCAUCGAGUACAUGACUCGGAUCGGAUCGGCAGGUGGAAAAAUCCCUCUAGGUCUCAAACGCAAAGUGCUUAGGGUUGUUGUAACCGGUGGUGCGGGUUUCGUCGGGUCUCACCUCGUUGACCGAUUGAUGGCGAGAGGAGACAACGUGAUCGUCGUCGACAAUUUCUUCACCGGUCGUAAAGAAAACGUGAUGCAUCAUUUCGGAAACCCAAAUUUCGAAAUGAUUCGUCAUGAUGUUGUUGAACCGAUCCUUCUUGAGGUUGAUCAGAUCUACCAUUUGGCUUGUCCUGCUUCUCCUGUUCACUACAAAUUCAAUCCCACGAAUGUGGUUGGGACAUUGAACAUGUUGGGUCUAGCGAAACGAGUCGGUGCAAGAUUUCUUCUGACGAGUACGAGUGAGGUUUACGGAGAUCCUCUGCAACAUCCUCAGGUUGAGACUUACUGGGGAAACGUUAAUCCCAUCGGUGUUCGGAGUUGUUACGAUGAAGGGAAACGUACGGCUGAAACAUUGACCAUGGACUACCACAGAGGCGCAAAUGUUGAGGUUAGGAUUGCUAGGAUCUUCAACACUUAUGGACCAAGGAUGUGUAUCGAUGACGGUCGUGUGGUUAGCAACUUCGUUGCGCAGGCAUUAAGAAAAGAGCCAUUGACUGUUUAUGGUGAUGGUAAGCAGACAAGGAGUUUCCAGUUUGUCUCUGAUCUGGUGGAGGGUCUGAUGAGGUUGAUGGAAGGAGAACAUGUUGGGCCAUUUAACCUCGGUAACCCUGGUGAAUUCACCAUGCUUGAGCUCGCCAAGGUGGUGCAAGAGACGAUUGACCCGAACGCAAAGAUAGAGUUUAGACCCAACACGGAAGAUGACCCACACAAGAGGAAACCAGACAUCACAAAGGCCAAAGAGCUUCUUGGUUGGGAACCAAAGGUGGCUCUACGCCAAGGACUCCCACUUAUGGUCAAAGAUUUCCGUCAACGUGUCUUUGGCGACCAGAAGGAAGAUUCCACCACUUCAUCAUCAACAUCGGCAUGA